AUGCAAACUAAACACUUAACUCUCUUUUCCCUCGUGCUCGGUGCAGCCCUAGCCAUACCAGCACCUACCGAACUCCUCGGCAAUAAGGACCACAAGAUCGUCAACGGUACCGAUGCGUCCAUCCUUGAUUUUCCUUUUAUGAUAUCCCUUCGUAGUAGAACGGGAAUCCACUCCUGUGGAGGAAGUAUCCUGUCCGAACUAUGGAUACUAACGGCCGCUCACUGCGUUACUUCCAUCUCUCCAGUGCAGACGGUUCAAGUGGGACGCACUAACCUAUCUGUGAAUGUGGACGAAUCAGUGUACAGCAUAGAGCAAUCCAUUCUUCACCCCGAAUACGAUACCCGCAACAGUUACAUCAACGAUAUUGCCCUGUUGAAGCUAGCAAGGCCCCUAACGCUUAGUGAUCGUGUCUACCCGAUUCGUUUACCUCACAAUAUGCUUGAAGUCGAGGACGAUCCAAAUGAUCUCGAAGUGACGCUAAUCGGUUGGGGACUAAAUGUUACCUUUGGAGUAUCUCCCACCACGCUCCAGCGCAUCGAAUACUAUGUCGUUCCGAAUGAGGAGUGCAAGGCGAUCCAUACGAACACAAUCCAUCCGUCACAAAUUUGUGCCGCCUAUCCUGGAGGCGGCAAAGGACAGUGCAGUGGAGAUUCUGGAGGUCCGCUGCUACAUCACGGAGUUCAGGUGGGCAUCGUUUCUUGGAGUAUCAAACCGUGUGCUUCUGCACCGUAUCCUGGCGUCAUGACAAAGGUUUCGCACUACUUGGACUUUAUUCGAGAACACACUCGUAUUCUGCACUAG
Molecule: messenger RNA, 801 nt
Organism: Anopheles coustani
Lineage: Eukaryota; Metazoa; Arthropoda; Insecta; Diptera; Culicidae
Product: chymotrypsin-2-like
Exons: 3
Coding region: 1-801 (266 amino acids)
Biological process (GO): proteolysis
Molecular function (GO): serine-type endopeptidase activity
Source: RefSeq, a predicted model, not a curated record